GUUGACUUUUAAGGGAGAUCAACUUAUCAGGAGGAGGUCUGAAGGAAAGGUGAGUUACAGGUGAUAAGAAAUGAGAGUGAUGAUGCCCUGGUUGCUGCUGCUCCUUCUCCUGGUCAGCUGCGGCUCACCUGCACCCAGGUUUUCGGAAAAAGAUAUCUGCCUCCUAGACAACAAUAAAUUAAGACAAAGGUUAAAUCAUCUUCAAGACUUGCUUUACUUGUAUGAACUGCAACUGAAGGACAUCCUGGAGAACACUUACCACAGAACAAAAAGUGGGCUGUUCUCAGGCAACAGGAGCGUGCAGCAUGAGAUGCUUUUACCCACAACCAGUGGAAAUUUGAUAGUCUAUGACCAAGAUUGCUCCGCGGUGUAUAAUCGGAAGAAGACCAAAAAUGGCUACUACCGGAUCAGGCCCAGAGCAGACCGAGAGCCGUUCCUGGCAUAUUGUGACAUGUCUGAUGGCGGGGGGUGGACUGUCAUUCAGCGGCGGAGUAAUGGCAAGGAGAAUUUCAACAGGAAAUGGGAUGAUUACAAACUGGGAUUUGGGAAAUUCCAGGGCAAGAAUGAUGAAUACUGGCUGGGCAACGACCACAUCUAUGACCUGCUCGCUAGAGGAGAGAGCUCAUUAAAGAUUGACCUGAUGGACUGGCAUGGGGAAAGACGUUACGCAAUCUAUGAAAAUUUCCAGCUUGCAAAUGAGCAGGACAAUUACAGGUUGUGGUUUGGCACCUAUUCUGGUAACGCUGGCGACGCUCUGUCUGGUGGGAGCAAUUUUGAAGUUCAGUGGUCAGCCUCUCACAGAGGGAUGCAGUUCACCACAUCUGACAAGGAUCACGAUCGAUUCCUGGCAGGCAACUGUGCAUCAGAGAACGAGGGUGGAUGGUGGUUUAACAGGUGCCAUGCCGUAAACCUCAAUGGACGAUACUACAGAACAGGAAGGUACAAGGGAUCCCAUGACAAUGGCAUAGUUUGGUCUACGUGGCAUGGGAUGUGGUACUCACUAAAAUACUCAGCCAUGAAAAUCAGGGCUCCAUUCUUCGUUGACAGUGAAAGUGGAGAUGGUGAGAACAGUCAGGGCAGCUGA
Messenger RNA from Leptosomus discolor (cuckoo roller), 1084 nucleotides. RefSeq names its product fibrinogen-like protein 1. Gene Ontology annotation, molecular function: extracellular matrix structural constituent; protein-macromolecule adaptor activity. The record is from RefSeq and is a predicted model, not a curated record. Gene Ontology annotation, biological process: blood coagulation, common pathway; blood coagulation; positive regulation of heterotypic cell-cell adhesion. Gene Ontology annotation, cellular component: fibrinogen complex. NCBI's taxonomy places the organism in Eukaryota, Metazoa, Chordata, Aves, Leptosomiformes, Leptosomidae.